Messenger RNA from Phodopus roborovskii (desert hamster), 690 nucleotides. It is a transcript of the gene Tpd52l3, whose product is annotated as TPD52 like 3. Gene Ontology annotation, cellular component: cytoplasm. Lineage: Eukaryota; Metazoa; Chordata; Mammalia; Rodentia; Cricetidae. The record is from RefSeq and is a predicted model, not a curated record.
AUGAGUUUUGCUGCCAAAGAUACGGACCCGUCUCACCUAGACUCCUAUCUCACUGGUGAGAAUUCUGAGCCUGCAGGUCUAGACUACAACUCCUCCAGCCCUACUUCUCCACAAACCAGGCUGGACCUGGACUCCCUGGAUGAAAACGUUUCCCUUUCUGUUCUAGAUGCCAUGGCAGAGCCCUCUGCAUCCACAUAUGAAUCCCACCCAGCUUCAGAACCAGACUUGACCGAGGCUGAACAAAUGGAGCUCAAAUCUAAGCUCACUAAAUUGGAGGAAGAGAUCCUAACAUUACGCAACAUGCUGGCAGCCAAAGAGAAGCAGUGUGGGGAACUCAGGAAGAAUUUAGGAUGCGUGGCCUUGGUGGGACUAAGGCAGAAUCCGUCCAAGAACUGGCAUGAUGCCCAGGCCUCCAACGCCUGCAUGAAGGAAAAGACUUCACCCGCCUUGACCUCGGUGGGCUCUGGCAUUUGCAGAAAGCUUGAAGACGUGAAGAAGUCAUCCACCUUCAGAUCUCUUGAGGGGAUGAUGGAGACGGUCAAGUCAAGAGUUGCAGGUGGCAGAGAGCUUGGUAGUGGCCUUCUUUCUUCACCAGCGAGUGUCACUGCUCCACACUCAGUUCCAGGGAGGGGCUAUGAAGCUGUUCCAGAGCUUGGAGAUCAACUGCUUUCCAUCUUGAAGCCAGAGUAA